Messenger RNA from Cyprinus carpio (common carp), 4785 nucleotides. It is a transcript of the gene camk2g1, whose product is annotated as calcium/calmodulin dependent protein kinase II gamma 1. Gene Ontology annotation, molecular function: calmodulin binding; calcium/calmodulin-dependent protein kinase activity; ATP binding. Gene Ontology annotation, cellular component: cytoplasm; neuron projection. The record is from RefSeq and is a predicted model, not a curated record. Lineage: Eukaryota; Metazoa; Chordata; Actinopteri; Cypriniformes; Cyprinidae. Gene Ontology annotation, biological process: protein phosphorylation.
UCUCGCGUGAUUUUCUCUCCACCCCCACCAUCCAGCCCCUCCCCUCGGCUCUUUCCGUCUGUAUCUCCCUUCUUUCUCUCUCUGGAACACAUGAGAUUCUCCUCCCGAAACCUGAACCGCAGCAGCAGAGGCAUCGACCCCCCUCCCCACAACAUGGCUACAAUUGUAACCUCGACCAGGUUUACGGACGAGUAUCAGCUUUACGAAGAGCUCGGGAAGGGUGCCUUCUCCGUGGUGCGGAGAUGUGUGAAAAAAUCCACUGGCCAGGAAUAUGCUGCUAAAAUUAUUAACACAAAGAAACUCUCAGCGAGAGAUCAUCAGAAACUGGAACGUGAAGCCCGAAUCUGUCGUCUACUCAAACACCCCAAUAUUGUUCGGCUCCAUGAGAGUAUCUCAGAAGAAGGUUUCCAUUACCUGGUCUUUGACCUUGUGACUGGGGGGGAGUUGUUUGAGGACAUCGUCGCCAGAGAGUAUUACAGUGAAGCUGACGCAAGCCAGUGCAUCAAUCAGAUCCUGGAGAGUGUCAAUCAUAUUCACCAGCAUGACAUCGUGCACAGAGACCUUAAGCCCGAGAACUUGCUGUUGGCCAGUAAGAUGAAAGGGGCGGCAGUAAAACUGGCUGAUUUUGGGCUGGCCAUCGAGGUGCAGGGAGAUCAGCAGGCCUGGUUUGGUUUUGCUGGAACACCUGGCUACCUGUCUCCAGAGGUAUUGAGGAAGGAUCCCUACGGCAAACCUGUGGACAUAUGGGCCUGUGGUGUAAUCUUGUACAUUCUAUUAGUGGGCUAUCCUCCAUUUUGGGAUGAAGAUCAACACAAGUUAUACCAGCAGAUCAAGGCUGGAGCUUAUGAUUUUCCUUCUCCAGAGUGGGACACGGUCACCCCCGAGGCCAAGAACCUCAUCAACCAAAUGCUGACCAUCAACCCAGCAAAGAGAAUCACUGCAGAACAGGCCCUCAAGCACCCAUGGGUCUGUCAACGGUCCACAGUGGCAUCCAUGAUGCAUCGCCAAGAGACAGUGGAGUGCUUGCGCAAGUUCAACGCCCGCAGAAAACUCAAGGGAGCCAUUCUCACUACUAUGCUGGUUUCUAGAAACUUCUCAGUGGGCCGGCAGCAUACCAGCCCUGCUGCUCCCACCACAAGCACUGCCGCGCUUGCACAGGAAGCAUGCAAAAGUUUACUGAACAAAAAGGCAGAUGGAGUCAAGCCCCAGACAAACAACACUAAAAACAGUGUAGUGAGCGCUGUAGUGAACGCCAUGAAAGAAAGCAACACGGCCUCUUCUACACCGAUGGAGCCACAAACUACAGUUGUGCACAACACUGUCGAUGGACCCAAGGGCUCCACAGAGAGCUGUAACACCAAUGAGGAAGAGGAUAUGAAAGGUAGGAAAGCCGAGAGUGCGCAGGGAGCGAGCAGUGACAGUGCCGUGAUGAGUCAGUGCAGUGCCGGGGAAGAGCUGCCCGCUCUGGUGGCUUCACCACAGGGCUCUCCUGCCACCGUCCCUGUGCAUGACGUUAAACGCUUGGCAUGGAACAGUUCAGAACAUGCCUCGUGUCCAGAGUUAGAGCGCACUCAUUCUGGCCCCUGUGCCUCAGCCCAUGGGGUCGGCGGUAUCACGGCGAGUGGGUCCGCAGCUCAGUCUCGUAAGCAGGAGAUUAUAAAGAUCACGGAGCAGUUAAUCGAGGCUGUCAACAAUGGAGACUUUGAAGCAUACACAAGAAUCUGUGACCCUGGUCUGACCUCUUUUGAGCCUGAAGCUCUGGGGAACCUGGUCGAGGGCAUGGACUUCCACAAGUUCUACUUUGAGCACUUGCUGAGUAAGAACAACAAGCCUGUGCACACCACUAUCCUCAAUCCUCAUGUUCAUCUCAUCGGGGAGGACGCUGCCUGCAUCGCAUAUAUCCGGCUGACGCAGUACAUCGACAGCCAGGGCCGCCCACGUAGCUGCCAAUCGGAGGAGACACGUGUGUGGCAUCGCCGUGACGCCAAGUGGCUUAACGUCCACUUCCACUGCUCAGGGGCACCAGCCGCCCCCUUACAGUGAACCACACAGGACAGCUUACCUGGAUUCUCAAGAUAAUGGGAGUGUUUCUUCUUUGUGGCUGGACGGGCACGUGAAGGCCAGCUGGAUGACAGCUCUUAAAGUUACAGACACACCAGUGAGGAACUCUGACAACAUCCAGUUCAACUGUCAACACCACUUAUCCUGUCCAAUCUUUGACCAAUGGGAGCUGGCCGCGGCUGUGGCCCCGCCCAAGGGACGGUGCAUGUAUCUGACACCCACAUGGGGGUGCUGUUUUGUCCUUUUCCCACGGAACCAUCUUUUUUUGCCCGUUAAAGAUGUUCAGAAGGUGUUGUAAGUACUGAUCUAUGAAAUCAUAAAUAUACUGUUUAUUGUAAAAAAUCACUAGCUGAACUAGAAGCUACAAUCAAGUUUGAAAAUCAUUUAUGUAAGUAAUCCAAGGUGGGAGUUGGGAGGGUGGGGGUGCUUAACUUAAAAACAAACAAACAAAAAAAUAAAUCUCAAAAUGGACUAGUGCCCAAAAACAUGCUAAAGUUUACAAGUUUUGUCAUCACAGUCCUUCUUGUAUACUUUGCAGCUUUUUGGACACAAAAUCAAUUUAGGGAAGGGGUCGACUAAUCCGAGAGCAAGGCAGUGAAAAUGUUCAGAAGUUCUUCAUAUCGAAAAAAAGAACCAAAGUGUAGUUUUUAGUCUUUUUAAGGAGUGUUUCUGUUUGGUGUUGGCUUUUUAUGUAACCCGGGGUCUAAGAGAAGGUUUGUACGGCCCAGGUUUUAGUAAUCUCUUGUGUUAAUGUGGAACUCUUCAUUUACUUUUUUUUUUCUUUUUCUUCCUUGGACUGACAUAACACAAGUAUUUUGUGUUCAUUUAGAAUUUUUAAGACGCUUUUAUUUUUUAAGUUAAUCUAAAUAAACAUAAGAUAUACAGAAAUAUUUAAAGGAGAUAUAAAUGCUCGCCAUCCAGGUUUAGGGGAAGAUGUCGUUCCUGACAGUGCUCGAUACGUUUGUGUGGGUGCGUGUGUGUGAUAUGAACUUGUAGAAAUUGUAUCCCCCAUUUAGAUUUAGUAGAACAAAAGCCCAAGUGAACAGCACGCAACAGAACACCGACCAGUAGAUUUGAUCUUAUUGUUUUGUUAGCGUCAUAGACAAACCUCUGCAGGACGUACUGUGAUAGUCAGACAAACUUCUCUCCAGUUUCCGAACUCGGUGACUGAAUCUUCAGAUCUGAGCUCAAAGGAGGACUAGUCAUUUUUACAAACUACAUCAUGGUGAAAAUAGCGUCAGUAGUCGAGUAUGUUGUGAUUAAGUCUCGCCGUCUUUUCUUACACUCAUUGUAAAAGUACUCAGUUGUUUUAGUAAGGUUAGACUCACCCUGUCCUCAGUGUUGUCGUGGUUCAUGUCGGUGACGGGGGUGAACAUGCUCUGUAAAUACAUGUCGUUUAGUUCAUCUGAUCACAAGGAGCGUGUGGGAAAAUCCAAACACGUCCAGUUGCCAUAGUUAAGUUAAAAUCACAGUUUUAAUGUUCGUACGAUUUCAGUUCACAGUGGUUUGUUAGAUUUCACCACAAACUAUAUUACGCAGGUUUUAUGGCACUGACUAUUUAAACUCAGUUUUCAGUGAGGGUUUGAUUGUCACAACUCUAUUAAGUUCAUCUGUAGUUGCACGAAUGCUUUUCGUCACUGCUAUGGUUUUGUCUUUAGAUAGAUUUUAGUAUAGUUUUGUUUGAGGCUAUAUAUUACGUGAGGAAGUAAACAAACUACGAGUUCACCCCGUCUCCUUGGAACACAUCAGUUUUUUGUAUGGGUCUGUAAAUACAUGUAGUGCUUGCACACCCUCAUCGUGUGCUGGGCUUCGUGACAUAUCAGGACUAUACAUCCGCACGUGUGUAAGUGUGUGUGCGUGUUUAUCACCUUUACAAUGGUAGUGAUGCUGUUAGAUUAUAUGUGAUGAUGCUGGUUUCAUGUCUCGUGCUUAUUUCUUGCAUUUUUUUGUUUUGUUUUUUAAUCGCUGAUUUCUUUUUCCUUUGUUUGUGCUAUGGGGAACUGCUGCCUUGCCUGGCCAAACUAGAUUACACUUUUUAUUAUUAUUUUUAUUUUUACUUAAAUGCAUCCUUUUUCUGUAUAUGAUUGACAUCUUCAGCUCCAUGAAAAUGAAAAAGUUUGAGAUGGCUAUGAGGAGUCGUUAACUAGUAGAUUUAGUGAAAUAAAUAUCCCACCCCUGAAAGCUUGGUCUGAAUCCUGGGCCAGACGGCGAAUGUAUGAGUCUUCUGGCCCACCCGUCCAAUGACAGGAGAAAUCAAACACGCAGUUUAAAUAAACUGGUGAAAAUGCAUGUAUACUUUUCUUGGUAAAUAUUUUUUUUUCCACUGUCUGUUUACUUAAUAAAAAAUGGGGAAAAAAAUCUCAUAGUAUUUGCAUCUCGACAUGAAAUUCACAUUAUUGGGAAUUAUAAGUGAUGUACCAUAUUAAAAAUUAAAAAAAAAAAAAAAAAAGUAGAAAAUAGUGAAAAUAUAGAAAACAAAAGCCUCUGCUUGGUAUGCUCCCCUCAUUCUAAGUAAAUCUAUUGCAUUGUAAUGGUAUACUAUUGGGCUUCGUAUAUACUUGGAGUUUAAACAUGGAUGCUGGAUUUUUGCAUGAUCAUACAUUUAAUAAAACCAUGAAAUGACAACUAUCAAGUGUUUGUCUGAAUGUUAGUAGGUCUUCAUCAUAGCUUUGUUAUUAUUGAAACUUGAUCUGGAAAGUAUUUAAUAAAAUGAGCAUUUCUGCA